Messenger RNA from Ceratotherium simum simum (southern white rhinoceros), 708 nucleotides. It is a transcript of the gene PIP, whose product is annotated as prolactin induced protein. The record is from RefSeq and is a predicted model, not a curated record. Gene Ontology annotation, molecular function: aspartic-type endopeptidase activity. Lineage: Eukaryota; Metazoa; Chordata; Mammalia; Perissodactyla; Rhinocerotidae. Gene Ontology annotation, cellular component: extracellular region. Gene Ontology annotation, biological process: regulation of immune system process; proteolysis.
GAAUGGGAAGGGUAAUUGGGUAAUUAACCACAUAAAUCCGCUUGGCAGCUCUCCUACUUCCUUGACCUUGAUCUGCAUAUAAGGAGUGUGCUGGGCACCUGGGACCCUACUGCUCUCUAGGACAUCACAUUCUGUUUCCUCCAGCAUGCGCUCUUUCCAGCUCCUGUUCAGGGCCAGCCCUGCUGCCCUGCUCCUGGUUCUCUGUCUGCAGCUGGGGAUCAACAAAGCUCAGGAAGACACUCGAAAGGCGAUAAUAAUGGACUUGGAGAUACCCCAAAGUGCAAGUCCAAAUGAAGAGGUCACUGCGCAGCUUAUAGUUAAGACACAAUUGAGAGAAUGUUUGGUGAUUAAAUCUUACCUCGUAAGCAGUGCUCCAAUUGAUGGCUCUUUUAACUAUAAAUACACCAGCUGCCUCUGUGAAAAUUAUCCAAGAACCUUCUUCUGGGACUUUCAGAUCAACAGCACUGUAAGAAUAGCAGCAGUGGUUGACAUUAUUCGUGAACUAAAUAUCUGCCCUAACGAUAAGGCAGUGGUGCCCAUUGAUGCAAACCGUUUUCAAGUCCUUACAACCCUAAUUAUAGCCUGAUCUUAGUGGAAGCCUUUGUCUCUCUGCUCCCCAACCCCAGGUCACAGGUUUCCCAGGUUUCCUCUAAGGAAACUCAGCUGGAGUAUCAGUUGUGAUCUGUAAAAUAAACUUUUCACAAGCUU